CUGAGGCCAUGCCUGGAACGUGGUCGACUAGGAUGCUGCUCGUCGUCUUUCAAUCCAUGCAUCUGUGUCGUGGGAACUCUUCGGAUUGGUCAUACGAUGGGAAACAAGGUGUCGGUUCCUGGUCCAAACUGAGCGUGGGUCCAUCUGAAAACAAAUGCGCCAGCUACAGCCAGUCGCCGAUCCACAUCAAAGUGAGGAGCACGAUAUGUGCCGACUCUCUGGGACCGAUGCGGUACAUCAACUACGACGAACCGCUGUACAGCCCCGACAUCGUCAACAACGGCCAUACCGUGCAGGUGUCCGCACCGCACGACCGGUACCACGGCAUACGGCUGCCCCACCCUGCCUCUACGUUCCGGUUCCUGCAGUUUCAUUUCCACUGGGGAAACAGUUCGGCCAGGGGAUCCGAGCACGUCGUGGACGACAACAGCUACUCCAUGGAGAUGCACCUGGUACACAUGAACACAAAAUACACGUCCGUUGAACAGGCCUCGAAGCACGGUGAUGGCCUGGCAGUUGUUGCUGUCCUUUUUAAGGUAGGACAAGUGGACAACCUUUACUUUGAUGUGAUCGUGGACGCUGUGAGACAAGUUCAGACCGGAGAGAACGUGCACAUGAAUGUGACAAAACCGGUCGUUCUGUCUCACCUGCUGCCGAAGAACGGAGUGGAUCACUUCCAGUAUUUCGGAUCGCUCACAACACCGCCUUGCUCGGAAGCCGUCACCUGGAUAGUCUUGAGGAAAGCUGUCACCAUGAGUGAACGUCAGCUAAGCGUCUUUCGCAAAGUGCAGGCCAGUGGUCCCGACCACGGGUCGUCCCACGCUCUGAUGGACAACUUCAGGCCGCCGAUGCCUCUGCACGGCAGAUACGUCCUGAGGAACUUCCACUGUCCCCAAUGCCAGCAGAGAAAGGAGAAACAGAGACUCAAGAUUCAGGAAGAGUACCAGGCCCAGUUGUUUCCUCCAUUUCAAGAGUAACGUGCGGCGCUGCGAAAGGCACGGAUGCGCGAACCUGUUUUAUAAACUGUGUUUUUAGAGUGCUCAUUAAAACUCGUACAUUUGUCGCA
Molecule: messenger RNA, 1066 nt
Organism: Ixodes scapularis (black-legged tick)
Lineage: Eukaryota; Metazoa; Arthropoda; Arachnida; Ixodida; Ixodidae
Product: carbonic anhydrase 1
Exons: 7
Coding region: 9-977 (322 amino acids)
Cellular component (GO): plasma membrane
Molecular function (GO): zinc ion binding; carbonate dehydratase activity
Source: RefSeq, a predicted model, not a curated record